Molecule: messenger RNA, 2172 nt
Organism: Peromyscus eremicus (cactus mouse)
Lineage: Eukaryota; Metazoa; Chordata; Mammalia; Rodentia; Cricetidae
Gene: Tph2
Product: tryptophan hydroxylase 2
Exons: 11
Coding region: 1-1491 (496 amino acids)
Biological process (GO): serotonin biosynthetic process; aromatic amino acid metabolic process
Cellular component (GO): neuron projection
Molecular function (GO): iron ion binding; tryptophan 5-monooxygenase activity
Source: RefSeq, a predicted model, not a curated record
AUGCAGCCCGCAAUGAUGAUGUUUUCCAGUAAAUACUGGGCCAGGAGAGGGUUGUCCCUGGAUUCAGCGGUGCCGGAAGAGCAUCAGCUAAUCGGCAGCUCAACAGUGAGUACUUUCUUGAAGCUAAGUAAAGCUCUGGCCAGCAGAAACGAGGACAGGAAAGGGAGCAAAGAGAACAGCAGGAGUGACGGUACAGAGAGCGGCAAGACAGCAGUGGUGUUCUCCUUGAAGAACGAGGUCGGUGGGCUGGUGAAGGCUCUGAGGCUCUUCCAGGAAAAACAUGUCAACAUGGUUCAUAUUGAAUCCAGGAAAUCCCGGCGAAGAAGUUCUGAAGUUGAAAUCUUCGUGGACUGCGAAUGUGGCAAAACCGAGUUCAAUGAGCUCAUUCAGUUGCUGAAAUUUCAGACCACCAUUGUGACAUUGAAUCCGCCUGAGAACAUUUGGACAGAGGAAGAAGAACUGGAAGAUGUGCUGUGGUUCCCUCGCAAGAUCUCCGAGUUAGACAGGUGCUCUCGCAGAGUUCUCAUGUAUGGGUCCGAGCUUGAUGCGGACCACCCAGGAUUUAAGGACAAUGUCUAUCGACAGAGGAGAAAGUAUUUUGUGGAUGUGGCCAUGGGUUAUAAAUACGGCCAGCCCAUUCCCAGGGUGGAGUACACAGAAGAAGAAACUAAAACUUGGGGCACUGUGUUCCGGGAGCUCUCCAAACUCUACCCCACCCACGCUUGCCGAGAGUACCUGAAGAACUUCCCCCUGCUGACCAAGUACUGCGGCUAUAGAGAAGACAACGUCCCUCAACUGGAAGAUGUCUCCAUGUUUCUGAAGGAGCGGUCUGGCUUCACAGUGAGACCAGUGGCUGGCUACCUGAGCCCAAGAGACUUCCUGGCUGGCCUGGCCUAUAGAGUAUUCCACUGUACUCAGUACGUGCGGCAUGGCUCUGACCCCCUCUACACUCCAGAACCAGACACAUGCCAUGAACUUUUGGGACACGUUCCACUGCUGGCAGAUCCUAAGUUUGCCCAAUUUUCACAAGAAAUAGGCUUAGCAUCUCUGGGAGCAUCAGAUGAAGAUGUUCAGAAACUAGCCACGUGUUAUUUCUUCACAAUCGAGUUUGGCCUUUGUAAGCAAGAAGGUCAUCUGCGAGCAUAUGGAGCAGGGCUACUUUCCUCCAUUGGAGAAUUGAAGCAUGCUCUUUCUGACAAGGCGUGCAUAAAAGCCUUUGACCCAAAGACAACCUGCUUGCAGGAAUGCCUAAUCACCACCUUCCAGGAUGUCUAUUUUGUUUCAGAAAGUUUUGAAGAAGCCAAAGAAAAGAUGAGGGACUUUGCAAAGUCAAUUACCCGUCCCUUCUCAGUAUACUUCAACCCCUACACACAGAGCAUUGAAAUCCUGAAAGACACCAGAAGUAUUGAGAAUGUGGUGCAGGACCUACGCAGUGAUUUGAACACAGUGUGCGAUGCCCUGAAUAAAAUGAACCAGUAUCUGGGGAUUUGAUGCCUAGAAACCAGUAUUGUUAUCAGCAUGAGCUCUUGGGGGGCUUAGCAACAAUUCAAUCAGUGUUUUCCAACAUCAAUAGCUUUCUGUGUCAUGGUUAGCUAGUAAGCAUGCAAUUCUGUAUGUCCUCCAUGUAACUUAUGGCAUUAAUAUACAAAAAUACUCUAAGCAACCCAUGCAGAUAACCAUUCAUCAUUUGGAGGAUGGUGAUAUACUUAAAUGUCUCAAAUAGAUUGGACAUCUCUGAUUUGUGGACAAACAACAACUUAAACUGUGUCUUUAAAAUUUGUAGCAGACAGGCCUCUCACAAUUCUAGUGGUUGACCUUUUCUUCCUUGGACCCGAGACUUUUCCUCUGUGUUCGUCAGAUAAAAUGAAAGUAGUUGGGACGUAGUUUCUGUUUUCAAUAGGAUCAGUGUUAUUUCAGACAAACUAUAGAGUCUCUCCAAGCUUCUCAUCACAGCAACAAAAGGUUUAGUUAUUCUACUUCAGAAAUUGUUCAGAAACACAGUGGUUGAAGUGAUUUUGGACUGAGUAUUCAUACCAUGCAAGAAAAGAAAACUUCUUAUGAACAGGAUGCAUAGGUUGCACUGACCUUGUUGAAACUGAUUUGUGGUAAGCUUCCUGAAGUGUUUUGGAAGGAAACACUUUGAGACUAUUUAGAAAGCUUAAACAAAAGGAA